Molecule: messenger RNA, 858 nt
Organism: Biomphalaria glabrata
Lineage: Eukaryota; Metazoa; Mollusca; Gastropoda; Planorbidae
Product: procathepsin L-like
Exons: 6
Coding region: 63-839 (258 amino acids)
Cellular component (GO): lysosome
Molecular function (GO): cysteine-type endopeptidase activity
Source: RefSeq, a predicted model, not a curated record
GCGUUUUUUUAAUUACAGCCAUUGUGUCAUGUCUCCAAUGUUUCUAUAUAAACUUUAUUCCUAUGACUAAGGCUUUGUCAAUAAGAAUCAGGAAAUUAGACAUAAACCUAAAAAGGACAACAAUGAGGACAUUAAUUCGUUUCUUACUGACAGUGUUUUUAUUUGAUAGUUUCAACUGUGCUAUUCUCCAACAUGCUCAGACCAGACCUGACCGCUUCGACUGGAGAGAUUAUGGAGUUAUAACACCCGUUUCAGAUCAGGGGAUGAUCGGAGAUCCUGUGGACUUUGUUAUUGCAGAGGGUAUUGAAAGUCUCUACGCCAUACAGACUAAAACCAAGGCUAUCCCUUUGAGUAAACAAGAAGUCGCUGAUUGCUGUGAUGAUCCAUCGACCCACCAACCUUUGUAUAAAGGUUUCGACUGUAUAGUUGCCCUAGGGGGACUGUGUGGGGAUUACAGUUACAAAAAUGGAACAGGAACAUGUAAUAAUGGGUCAUGCACGCCAGUAGGGAAGAUUACAGGAACUGGUUACAUCCCAGCUGGGAGAGAAGAUUUCAUGUUGAAAGUUAUUCAUUUGACUCCGAUAGCAGUUCUCAUCGAUGCUGGACAAUCUUCGUUUGAGAUGUAUACCAGUGGUAUCUAUUCAGACCCUAGUUGUAGUUCCACCCAGUUAGACCAUGCAGUACAAAUUGUUGGCUACGGGACUGAGGCUGAUGUUGAUUACUGGACUGUCAAAAAUUCCUGGGGUCCAAGCUGGGGAGAACAAGGCUAUAUGAGAAUAGUCCGUGGCAAAAAUAUGUGCGGCAUUGCCAGCAUGGCCUUCUAUCCUCUUAAUAAAUAAAUGUUUUCCAUGAGUCUGA